This is a messenger RNA of Boleophthalmus pectinirostris (great blue-spotted mudskipper), 1020 nucleotides long. RefSeq names its product ankyrin repeat domain 39 (gene ankrd39). Gene Ontology annotation, molecular function: protein binding. Lineage: Eukaryota; Metazoa; Chordata; Actinopteri; Gobiiformes; Gobiidae. The record is from RefSeq and is a predicted model, not a curated record. The transcript is spliced from 4 exons. Bases 264 to 809 code for a protein of 181 amino acids.
UCCCACGCAGCUUUCCGUAUUGCGCUAUUACGUUGAAGUUGUUUACUUGAUUUUACCUUUGCAAAACGUGUAUACUUCGUCGAUAUGACUCUUUGUAGUACAACUAUAUAUUGUCGUAAAGGUUAAUUGAACACAUUUUGUUGUUUGCAGUAAGUAGCUGGUGAAUCUCUGAAUCUCACAAUGAUUACUACAGUUCUUCAUCCUACAUACAAAGUACAAAGCUUGUAAAGUUUAUUGAAUCGGACUGAGCUUUUAAUGAUACCAUGGCGUCCAAUCGAGACCACUGUUCCUGCUGCUCACAUCCUCUGUCAUCCUCCAGUGUUUACCAGAGUUUGAGUGAGAUGGAUUUUGAGAGAGGUAUUUGGUCAGCAGCGAUGGAAGGGAACUUGGAAAGGGUCAAUUUUUUGAUCCAGAAAGGUUCACAUCCAAACAUGAAAGAUAGUGCUGGAUACACAGCUUUGCACUAUGCCAGUCGCAGUGGACAGCUGGCUAUGUGCAAGUAUCUUCUUGAAAAUGGUGCCUGUGCAGCUCCCCAGACACCAGGGGGCGCCACUCCCCUUCACAGAGCGGCCUACUGUGGUCAUCUGGAGGUGGUCAAACUCCUGCUGCAGCACAGAGCAGACCCACUGAUGUGUGAUGAUGACGGAGCAUCUCCCCUGCAUAAGGCUGCAGAAAAAGGACAUACAGAUAUCUGUGAGUUGCUUCUUCAGCAGUGCCCAUCUCUCAUAUCUCAAAUGAACAACAGACAUCUGUUACCGUGCCACUUAGCCAAACAGGAGGAUCUACAGGAGCUCCUGAAACCACCAUGACCAUUAAGAUACAUGGAACUGAAGGUGAUAAAUUUGACCAGCACUCCAUGAAUUAUCAACUAAUGCUUCAGUAAAGGCAUACAGACUACAAAUGUUUCAUUGUAAAUUUUAUGAAUAUGAAAGUGGGGAAAAGGUCUGAUUUUAAGUAAAGCAAUCACUGUGCUGUACAUUACUCAUAGUUCUAUGAAAUAAACUUGACGGUGAAAAAAAA